AUGGCCUCCUUGCAGGUUAUCAACGCUUCGCUUGGUUUGAUCAACAACGAGAUUGAGUCUAUCUCCUUCCCAGACUUGACUAAGGUCGGUGGAACUCUCAGUAUUGUCGGUAACGAUGACUUGAAGUCUGCCAACUUCUCGGAAUUGACCACUGUUGGUGGUGGAUUUGUCAUUGCCAACAACACAAAGUUGGAUGAGAUUGAUGGAUUUGACUCCUUGAAGAGCAUUGGUGGUGCCGUUGUCCUCACCGGUGACUUCGACAAGGCCAAGCUCCCAGCUUUGACCUCUGUUAAGGGUGGAUUCGACGUUGAGUCCACUGGUGAGUUGGACUGUUCCGACUUUGACGAGUUGGAGAAGAAGGGAAGAAUCCAAGGUGACAAGUUCGUCUGCAAGGCUGCUUCUUCCUCCACCUCCAUCUCCCAGUCCGUUUCUGAGACCGACUCUGACUCUUCCACCGAAUCCGGAAGUGCCUCCGAGACUGCCUCCUCUUCCUCCUCUUCGUCCUCUUCCAAGGGUGCUGCUGCUCCAGCUGUUGGAACCAUGAAGGCCACUUCUGUCUUUGGUUCUUUGGCUGCCAUUGCCUUGGCCUUCUUGUAA
Kuraishia capsulata CBS 1993 is the source of this 597-nucleotide messenger RNA. RefSeq lists its product as uncharacterized. The record is from RefSeq and is a predicted model, not a curated record. NCBI's taxonomy places the organism in Eukaryota, Fungi, Ascomycota, Pichiomycetes, Pichiales, Pichiaceae. Bases 1 to 597 code for a protein of 198 amino acids. The transcript has a single exon. Gene Ontology annotation, biological process: fungal-type cell wall organization. Gene Ontology annotation, cellular component: plasma membrane; fungal-type cell wall.